CCUCUCACUCUCAGUCGAUUUCACCUAAUCGCCUGUCAGUGAAUGGAUGUUGUGUACAGCUUAGCCAGCUGGUAGCUUUCGGCAAUGUUGUUAUCAGGAUGAUAUCGCAGCGGGACCACCUCUUUGACAUUGGGGAUUUUGCUCGUUUUUAUACAGUCACGGACCCCACGAAACACCAGAAAGGCUACACAGUGUACAAAGUCACUGCGACGAUCAUUUCUCGGAAGAACCCUGAGGAUGUCCAAGAGAUAACAGUAUGGAAAAGGUACAGUGAUUUUCGCAAACUUCAUCACCACCUCUGGCAGCUGCACAAGAAUGUUUGUAGCCAGUCUGAACUGUUUCCUCCCUUUGCCAAGGCCAAAGUGUUUGGUCGUUUUGAUGACUCGGUGAUUGAAGAACGGAGGCAGUGCUCAGAGGAUCUGCUGCAGUUCUCUGCUAACAUACCCGCUCUGUACAGCAGUCAGCACAUCCAGGACUUCUUCAAGGGAGGGGAGGUCCACGACGGCUCAGAGCUCGUUGGACCGGUGGAGCCCUUCGUCGACUUCCUGGCUGACACUUUGUCCGACUGCAGCUCGGAUGUUCAAAGAGACGUCAGUGGUACAGAAGAUUUGACUACCACGUCGGAGUAUGGCGGCCUGUCCAGUGACCGCGACUUGACCUCCUCGGCUGUGGACACCGACUCUUUGGCUGAGCUAGAUGAUGGCAUGGCCUCGGGCCGCACCUCCCCGAACCAGCCACAGGGGGGAGGCGCCAGCAUUAGCAGCAGCAGCAGCAGUCCUCGCUUGCCCUCCCUGCACGAUCGCCGCACUCCAUCUCCUGCCCCUGCUUCCAGUUCCCCUGCCCCUAAGCCAGAGGUCAGCUGGCCCGGCCGAAGGUCGCUUUUCUCCAAGAAAUCUGGCAGCUCCAAGGAGAAAGUGAAGUCGGACUACCUCGACAAAGCCGGCGAGCUCAUUCGUGUGGCCGCACAGAAGGAGAAAGAUCAGGACUAUCAGGCAGCAUUUUCCUUCUACCGCAGUGGAGUGGACCUUCUGCUGCAAGGUGUUCAAGGAGAAGCUAGCCCCAAGCGGCGAGAGGCAGUGAAGAAGAAGACUGCUGAGUACCUGAUGCGUGCAGAGCAGAUUUCCUGCCAGCAUCUUCGCAGCAACAUGGGUCAAGGGUCAACACAGACCGUGAUGAUAGGCACGCAGUGUUGCGCUUCCAGCAGCAGAGGGAGCCAGCGCAGCCCCUCUGAGGAUCUCCGCGUUUACAGGGUGUUGGGUGUCAUCGAUAAGGUCCUUUUGGUCAUGGACAAGAGAACACAGGAGACGUUUGUCGUCAAAGGUUUAAGGAAAAGCAGUGAUUGUGCUAGAAUCAAGAAGACCAUCAUUCCCCGCUCCGUGCCCCACAUGGUGCAGCUCAUGAAGCUCAUCGACUCGGAGGACACCGUCUUCCUUUUACUGCAGCACGCCGAGGGUGGAAAACUGUGGUCCCACAUUGGAAAAUACCUGCGGAAUUCCAGUCUAGAUGAGAGCUUAGACAUUCCUUUCAUCCAGAAGAGCCACACAGCAGCUGUAUACUCCCCACAAUACCCCGUGCUGCACCUGGGCGUGGAUUCAGCAGCUAGUUGUGGCCCAGGGCCUGUCGCUGGUUCUGAUUCUGUUGCGGAGCUUCAAAAGGACACGAAGGAUGUUGCUGCAUCUCCUUGGAAAAGUAAGCUCUCUUCCAGGCUUAGCAAAAAAGCCUCUGAGGAGGAGUGCACCAACAGUUAUUUAACACUUUGCAACGAGUACGAGCAAGAGAAAGUAGAGCCCGAUGAGCUUGAGGAGGAGGAGGACAUGAAGAGUGAACAGGAGGUGUCAUUGGACGUACCCACCGGGACGGCCACCACUUCCUCGCGAAGCCGUUCGUUGCUCAGCAACGACAGCCUGUCCUCUCCCGUCAGCUGUCAGGAGUUUGGCUUUUUCACAGACUCGUCUGACAAAAACGGCCAGCGGCAUGACAGCAACGGACAGGACCUCGGUGAGGUCUUCAGCGCGCUGCCGUCCCCGGCCGGGCCGCUGCCUCUUGAUCAGUCCAAGCACACACCGAUGGAGUUUUUCCGUAUCGACAGCAAAGACAGCGCCAGUGAGGUGACCUGCCUUGACUGGGGGGAGCAGGCCUCCUCUCAUAAACAGCCCCGUCUCUUUUUCAUGUCUGACCUCGGCUCUGAGGUUGUGGAGGACCUUCCAGAGCUGGCUCAGGAGGUCAAGGGCCAUGGUGCACAUCUUUGGGGGUUAGAUUAUAGCGAUAAAGGUUCCACUGAGUCAGUGCCUGUCAUUUCUUUUAAAGAGGCGGUAGUAGAGGAUGAGGGUCACCCGCCAGACCUUUUGGUCAAUCUUCCCGGAAUGAGUGGGGCCGUAGCGGACUCUCAACAGGAGGAAUUAGAAACACCUAUGCUGUGUCUGGACCUUGAUGCCACAACCUCCCCUCAAAGGUCGAUCCAGCCCGAUGUUUUACAGCGCCCCAGCCAGCCGGAGGAAGAGGAGGAGCAGCGACCUUCAUCCUUGUGUGCGACUGAUGCAUCUUCGUCUGCCUUGACCUCCCUUUGGGAUGACUACAGCUCCACUUUUGGACAAAAAGACACAGAGACAAUGGCGGUUGAACCUUCAUGCCUCAAUAAUGACCCCUUGGUAGAUGCAGACUCACUCAGUGUAAAAUGUCCAACAGCCCCAACUGAAUCUCAGGCCUGUGCUACACUAGACGUCGAUGUUGAAUCAUCAACAAUUAGUCCAAACAGAGUUAGUGAAGGAUUCGAUAAAGAAGUAUCGCGGCUGUUUGCUGAGCUGGACCAGUUGUCACUGGCUGUAUCCCAGGCUCGCAUCCCGGAGGCGUUCGUCCGAUGCUGGGCUGUAGAGAUGGUGACAGCGCUGGAUUCUCUGCACCAAGUGGGGAUCAUCUGUAGAGACCUAAACCCCAACAACAUCCUGCUAGAUCACCAAGGUCAUGUUCAGCUUACUUACUUCUGCAGCUGGAGUGAUGUGGAGGAGUCCUGCGACAAAGAGGCCUGCACCAAUAUGUACGCCGCACCAGAGGUGGGAGGCAUCAGUGAGGAGACGGCUGCGUGCGAUUGGUGGAGUUUGGGCGCCAUCCUGUAUGAGCUUCUGACAGGCACGUCGCUGCUCCAGUGCCACCCAGCAGGAAUCGGCCACCACACGGCUCUCAGCAUCCCUGAAUCGGUGUCGGAGGAGGCCAGAUCAUUACUGGAACAGUUGCUGCAGUACAACCCCACAGAAAGGCUGGGCGCAGGAGUGGCCGGUGUGGACGACAUCAAAUCGCACCCCUUCUUUGCCAAAGUGGACUGGCCCAAGUAGACGCUGCUCCCAGAGAUGCAUGCUGGGAAAGCUGGCUGUCACAGUCAUGUAACCAGGUAGAAACUGAGGGAAUCCACUUUUUGCCAAACUGCAGUGGUACACCUUGACCUUGUAAAUGUUCCUCAGAGGGUUUGCUGUGUCACUUCGUUGGUGCAGGGAGCACUUAUUAUGUAUAGUGCAAUCAUUUCUACAGUAAAUGCUUGACUGGUGAUCCACUCCAUCCUUGUUAGUUUUAUACUCCUCAUAGAGUUGCUAUAAGCAGCAAUGAUACAAGAUGAAGAGGCCACGUGGGACGACAUGUCCAGUAUGCAUCAUUUAGUCCUGAAACACUAUCAUUUCUUAAGAGGUUGGCUGGAGACUCUGCCAGCUGCAUCCAGAGAGAUUAAACAACUAGACAGGAUGAUGCCCUACUCUAAAUGCCCACUGCUGUUUACUGCCCACUAUCAGGGGUUCACUAUGCAAAAUGAAAUGUGAGAUCAAGCAAUGUGGGGUGAAUAUACACUCCUAAUCAAAAUUUUAAGACCAGAAGAAUGUACAUUUUGCACUGUUGAAUCUUAAGGAUGUUCUAAGUAGGGCUUCAAAAUGCAUGAGCAAUGAGUAAGCAAUUUAUUGCAAACAAGCAUUAAAAUGAAUCAGGCUGUUCAUCAGCUGAACAAAAGUUUAAGACCACAGCCUUUAAAAGCCAACAUCUUGGCAAAAAUGCAAAAAUGUCAUUUUCUGUCAGGUAUUCACACUGUCAUGAUCUCUCGAUGGCAAAAGCAAAAAAGCUUUCUGUCUUUGAAUGCGGUCAGAUUGUUGAGCUGCAUAAGCAAGGCCUCUUGCAGCGCGCCAUUGCUGCUGAGGUUGGACGCAGUAAGACAGUCAUUGGAAACGUCUUCAAAGAUCCUGAGCGUUGUGGAACAAAAAAAUCAAGUGGUAGACCUAAAAAAAAAUUCAAAAAUUAUCCGAUUGGCUGUCCGUCAAGACACGGGACGAUCACCGACCCAAAUAAAGGUUGUUGCUGGUGCCGAGUGCAGCGCAAUAACCAUCAGACAGCAUCUGCGAUAGAAGAUUUUUCAGAACCAUAAACGUCUUCUAUCAACACCACAAAAUUGCCCGUUUGGAAUUUGCACAAGAGCACCAAACAUGGGACAUUGACAGGUGGAAGAAAGUUUUAUUCUCUGAUGAGAAAACAUGUAACCUUCCAACGUUACUGGCAUGACAAGGAGAUCCCACCUGAGAUGCAGUGGAGUGGGCCACAUCAUGAUCUGGGGUGCUUUUUCCUUCAACGGAACAAUGGAGCUUCAGGUUGUGCAGGGGUGUCAAAUGGCAGCUGGCUAUGUGUAGAUGUUGCAGGGGGCAUCCCUCAUGACUGAAGGCCCUCGUCUGUGUUGUAAUGGCUGAGUUUUUCAACAGGACAACGCUGCAGUUCACAAUGUACACCGGACGAAGGACUUCUUCCAGAGGAAUAAGCUCACUCUCUUGGACCGUCCUACGUGUUCCCCUGAUCUAAAUUCAAUAGUGAAUAUUUGGGGAUGGGUGACAAGGGAAGUUUACAAAAAUGGACAUCAGUUCCAGACGGUGGAAGGAUGCCUUCCAAGAAGCCAUCUUCCAUUUUUUAAGGUGAUUAAUAAGAAUGGCACAGCUACUCAUUACUGAGUCUUUUUUUGAACAUUUUAAUUCUAUUUUAGGGGGAUUUCGGGGGGGUUUGAACUAUGAUCUUAAACUUAAACUCACUACCAUUUCUUAUCUUUGCAUUUUGAAGCUCUACUGAGAACCUCCUUAAGAUGCAACAGUGCAAAAUGUAAAUUCUUGCAAUUGUACAGCUGGUCUUAAAAUUUUGAACAGGAGUUUAUGAUGAUAAUGUCCAGAAACUUACAACAAAUGAUGCCAUGUUUUUGGAAACCAGCUCUGUUUUUUUUAUUACUAUAAGAAACUGUACUUUUUGUGAUGUAAAUAUCCCUUUAAACAUGCAACAUCCAUUAACAAACACUCUUAAUGACUGAACUUUAUAGUGAACAUUCCAGUGACGGUGUCAUGUGCAGAUGCACUUUAUUACAUGUUUACCUACAACACUUACUUCUUCCUAUAGCAGUACGAACAAUAAACGAACACACCUGAUGGACGUGUCAAGUAUCACUUCCUUUUUAGCCGCAUGCUGAGUGAAUGCGAGCGACCAAGGUGUACCGGCAAGGAGUCCCUGUCAGUGUCACUGUGACAGUAACGUGAGCUGGCGCCAUGGCAACCAUGCACACUGAAUUCUCAUGCAUGCACAGAUGCAAACUGGGAGGGGGUCAUUUUGGGUGUCACUCCAUGGUAGGUUGUUCAGAACUCAUUUGCUUCAAUUAAUAAUAUAAUAUAAAUCUGUUUAUUCUUUAUCUCUGCUGCUCCUCAUUCAACAUGUACGAAAAGGAGUGCACUGGAAAAAAAGACAAAAAGUUUUUUUGUCACAGUAAAUGUUCCUUUAGUUAUAAAUGUAAACCAUGUGAGAAAACCGUGGUUCAUGUAUUUAUUUUAAAAGUCUUUGUAAUAUUAAUGUUUACUUAGUAUUUGGUAGUAAAUUUUGUAUAUUGUUUUGUUAUGUACAUAUGAAUAAUGAUACUUUAGUAACAUUUACUUAAGUAGGAUCAGUAGGAGCACAUUUUGAGAAUACCAAUUAAAAUCUACUACAAAGUUCAUAUGGUGACAUAUGAGUGCCCACCAGGCAUGGCUGCUGGGCACUCAUGGCUGCCGUUGGCCAUGGGUGAAAGUUAAAAUAGCUGCUGUUUGUUAUUUUAAACACAUAUCGGUACUUGUCUUGCAUAUUUACUAGCUUUCCUUUGAGUGUUAAGUUGCUGUGUGAUGAUUUUAGCGUUCUUUGUAUGAUGACACUGUGUAUAGUUUACACCGAGAAUGGCCCUCGCAAUGUUUACUUAGAUUGUCUAUGUUGAAAAAGUUAAUGAUCUUUUUUUUUAAGUAAAUGUUACUCCAGAUUUUUUUCAGUGUAGGAAGAAGCCAGUCUUUUUUAAUUCUACCCCAUCUCCAGAGAUUAAAGCCAGAUGAAUAUUAUAUAUUUCUACAUUUUUUUUGUCUGCUUCUUAUAGUGCAGGGUAAAAAUACACAACCACAUGGAAAGGGGUCAUUGUAUUAUACCUAGUAAAAGACCUUCAUUAGCAUAAAAUGACUUAAUUUGCCCUUAUUACUUGCUGCUGAACUAAGAAGUGUUGGGGAAAAAGGCCACCAUUUGUGCUUUGCAACAUCCUUACCUGAGCAUUGAUUAAUACAUGCUGGAAAAUAAGGUAAUCAUAAUAUUAAGAAUAAGAAUUGUCUGUGUAAAGACAACACUUUUGUCAUGAGAUGAGUUAGCGGCUUUAUGGUGCUGAUUGUAUUCUAAAUAUCUUGGGAGUCUACAAAUGCAUGUAGUAGACUCGAUGAACUGAACAUGAACCCUCUCUCCCUGCCUUGUUCCCGUCACCUGAAAUGACACACAGUCACACACACAGACACACACUCACACACACAGACACACACACAGGUCAGGGAAGUUGUUAAGCGGUGCCGGGUUGCCUUCCCUUGUGUCCACCUCAUUGGCACCAGGGUCAAGAGUCUGUGCUGAUUAGUCUCGUCAUAAGACCCUGUCUCUCAUUACACUCGCUCUCAGGGUGAGAGGUUCACUUCGGUGCUGAGGAGAAGGCUGUCAAUCUUACGUGAGACGUGUCUCUGGUGUGCUCACACUAGCAGUGUGUUUGAUGCUGUGUGUUAGGCUUCAGAAGCUACAGGUCACGACUUUAGGUCCACCUGCUCAAUCUAAUAAUGACAAUACAAGAAUUCUGCCUUUACAUGGAUAGCACCACUCAUUUUGAUUGACACUGAGCCGUGUCUAAUGUUUUGAUUUAUUUGGUUGGUUGUGAUUUAUUUCGCUUAGAGGGGGAAAGCUGUUCAAAUCUUUAGCAGCUUUUGCUCUGGGAUGCUCCUUUUUUUCUUUAAACCUGCCUUCAAAAAAGCAGAUAGUUCAUUGGAGGUGUGGUGUUUAUUCAGUUUGAUGAUGAUUAGUUGGAGCAAAGCAUGUAUGAGAACUUAUCUAUUUUCGGUGUGUUUCGGUGUGACCUGCUCUCCCAGUUCAACACAUUUUAUUUCAUCAUGAAGUCUUUUGAUGAGCAUGUGCAAGUGCGAUAAUGUACCACUAUUUGGUGUUGAUAACAAUUAUCUAUUGAGUAAAGGACACAUUAAGCCAGGGGUGUCCAAACUUUUUCCAGAGUGAAAAAUCAAAAGAUGCAAGAGCCACUUUGAUAUUUAGUAUGCUAAGAAGUUAUAAAUAUUUCAAGAAAAAACUGCAUCGCGGCUUUGUGAUACAGGUGAAAAAGCACAUUAGUACGAACUUCGGUGUUUGGUAUUUUUUCUCCAUUUUUGCUAUUUUAUUUUUGAAUUUUCCAAGUAUUUAAACUUGUAGUUAUGACUCAUAAUUAUGAUGUUAUUCCCAUAUUUUGACUUUAUUCCCGUAAUAUUAUCACUUUCCCCAAACAAAUGUUUGAAGCGUCACCUUAUUGACAUCACUUCAUACGGCAAGAAAAAAGGAGCCAAGGUAACGCCACCAGCGGCCGCCAGCGUGGGCAGUGCAAAGGUGCUGAAACCCAAGAAGCCCGCUGAAAGUUACUCACCAUUGACGAGUCGCCAAGUCACAUCACGACAUGCUGCCAAGGAAAAAGGAGCCAAGCUUAUGAAUUUCAAAUCCUCUCUCAAAUGUGGUGCGAAUUUUGAAACUUUUUCAUUGCGGCUGGUUCUGCUUGGUUCGUGCUUAGUGUGACGGGGGCUUGGGAGCGUAUGAAUUGCUCUAUCACGAUAAAAGUAAAGAUAGUUACAGUCGCCCACUGGCAAAAUGAGGCAUUUAUUUGAGUGUGGCGUUUAUUUAUUCAAUUUGACGUUAUCUACCUCGAAAUGUAACACUUUAAGAUCGUCAGGUAUGAUUUUUCUUCCCAUGAAUUUAAGUGUAAGGGUGCUGCUAUUGUGUUGAUAAUUGUCUCUUAAGUAGAGGACAUGCUGAGCCAAGGUGCAUGUGUUAUUUGUGCAAGUGUUUUUGCCGCAGGGAAGGGUCCGUCUGCUCAGAGGCAAGAUUAAGAGGACACGCCAAGGACUCCCACCCCACACGGGCUUCUCAUUGUCAGCCCUGAAAGUGUCACCCCGGGCCCCGCAGGCCGAGUUGACCCCUGACCCCCCCUUCUCUAACUUCCUGGAUCACUCUCCUCCCGUUCUCUCCCUGUUGUCUUUUCCCACCCGGGUCUCUCUUGCAGUCUCACACACACACAUACUUUUCCACAUAGGCAGCAGCCAAAUGGCCUGCCCUCUGUUUCAUAUUGCUUGUGGUCAAGUUUUGUUUUUGUCUUUGACGCUUUGACUUUAGCACACAAAGCCCAGGAGGACUCCUGUAGCCCAGGGAGGGACACACACACGCACACGCACACGCACACACACACACACACUUGCGCCAAGCUGAAAAGUUCCGCUUGGAGACCCCGGGCAUCUUCUCCAGCUUCUGUCAGAGCCAUGAUGUCAUUAUGAAGAGACACAAUGCCUCUUCAUUAUCCCCCCUACACACACACACACCCAACCUUGCUACACUACACACACACACACACCCUACACAGCAGCAUGAACAGGUACAGGUGAACAGUAUAAAAGGACUACAGUACUACUCUGCUUUCUGUCCUAUU
Dunckerocampus dactyliophorus (ringed pipefish) is the source of this 8995-nucleotide messenger RNA. It is a transcript of the gene rps6kc1, whose product is annotated as ribosomal protein S6 kinase polypeptide 1. The record is from RefSeq and is a predicted model, not a curated record. Bases 99 to 3329 code for a protein of 1076 amino acids. NCBI's taxonomy places the organism in Eukaryota, Metazoa, Chordata, Actinopteri, Syngnathiformes, Syngnathidae. Gene Ontology annotation, biological process: protein phosphorylation. Gene Ontology annotation, molecular function: phosphatidylinositol binding; protein kinase activity; ATP binding. Gene Ontology annotation, cellular component: early endosome. The transcript is spliced from 16 exons.